CAGACGCCGACCGAAGCAUGUGGCGGAACCAGCACCAACCAAGCGGCGGCCAGGGAUGACCUCAACACCAGGACGCACACGCAAGGAUCGCUUAACCAUGGCAGCCGUGAAAAAUUUCAGUUGAUAUAAAACUAUCCUGUUCACGAAUUUUUAUUUUUUAGAUAUUGUUCUUAGCUUGACGACACAAGGAACUGAAGUUGGAGGCCGCCGCCACCACCAAAGCGUUGUCGUUUCGGUUUCUUAUAUUAUUUCUUGGAAACCCUGUCAACGUUUUUCUUUGUCUUCACCAACCAGAAGACGAAUCCUCCACUCCAUACUCUUCGAAACCAAAAAGCCACCUUUCCCAUCUGAAAAGCGUAUUUUCUUUCAGCUAGUCCUCUUCUUCUUUUCAAAAUUUAAAUUUACAUUCAAAGAAUUCUAAAAUCCCAAGUGACAGAAACCAAAAAAAUUCGAGCUUGCUCAAACUAUGGUCCAAUUUCUAGGCACAGUUCGUGUAUCUCCUUCUCUACCCAGUUUUGAUCACCACGGACGCCAAUUCUCUUUCCAGAGCUCUUCACUUUCACUUUCCCGUAAUGGGCUCUCUCCAUUUUCACUUUCCAAAAAUGGGUUCUCUCUAUCUAAGAGGAUUCUGCGAGCUUGCUUUGUUUCAAAUGCAGGAGGAAAUGCGGAUGCACAUUCACCCUUAGAACAAUCUGAAAUCAUAUUCAUGGGAACAGGAACUAGUGAAGGGAUUCCACGUCUCAGCUGCCUUACUAAUCGUUCAAAGAAAUGUCCGGUGUGCUCAAAAGCUGUGGAACUAGGUAAUAAGAACAGGAGAUUGAACACAGGCCUCCUUAUUCGUUAUUCUGGGCCGGGUGAACGACGCAACAUUCUAAUAGAUGUUGGCAAGUUUUUCUACCAUAGUGCUCUUCGAUGGUUUCCUGCAUUUGGGUUAAGAACAAUUGAUGCGGUUAUUAUUACUCAUUCUCAUGCUGAUGCAAUUGGAGGUCUGGAUGAUCUUCGGGAUUGGACAAACAAUGUGCAGCCUUGCAUCCCAAUCUACGUUGCACAGCGUGAUUUUGAGGUGAUGAAGAAGACUCAUUAUUAUUUGGUGGAUACGAGUGUCGUUACAACUGGUGCUGUUGUCUCAGACUUACAAUUUAACAUCAUACAUGAGGAGCCAUUUGUAGCAUCUGAUCUGAUGUUUACCCCUUUACCAGUGUGGCAUGGUCGUGGUUAUCGUUCCCUUGGUUUUCGCUUUGGUAACAUAUGUUACAUAAGUGAUGUUAGUGAGAUACCUGAAGGAACUUAUCCACUACUCAAGGACUGUGAAAUUCUGAUUUUGGAUGCUCUGAGGCCUGAUCGGUCUUCUUCAACACAUUUUGGACUUCCAAGGGCGUUAGAUGAAGUGCGGAAAAUUCAACCAAAGAGAACACUUUUCACAGGCAUGAUGCACCUGAUGGAUCAUGAGAAGGUAAAUGAGUAUCUUCUGAAAUUGAUGGAGACAGAAGGGCUUGAUGUACAACUAAGCUAUGAUGGGUUGCGUAUACCAGUAUCACUUUAACUUGUCAUAAUUCUACUUCCAUCCCAUUCUUUUUCUCAUUAAAUACAUAUAUCAUAGGGUGUAUACCCUUUUUCUGAAAAGUCUGUUGGUUCCUCAUGAGCUCAUGCAAUAUAGUUUCAAUUUGGGAAGUGAUAAUUUCCCCUUAAUGCUUUGAAUAUUCCGAUGUAAUUUGCUUUCAGCUUCAAUGCUGCCUGUCUUCGUGCGGCAGUCUAUAACUAAAACAAGUUUUUGAGUUGAUGAUUUGAAAUAAUUGUGGAGGCCAAAUGAAUAUUUUCUCAUCUUAUCAA
Molecule: messenger RNA, 1830 nt
Organism: Hevea brasiliensis (rubber tree)
Lineage: Eukaryota; Viridiplantae; Streptophyta; Magnoliopsida; Malpighiales; Euphorbiaceae
Product: putative hydrolase C777.06c
Exons: 12
Coding region: 467-1543 (358 amino acids)
Source: RefSeq, a predicted model, not a curated record